UGUGUUCCCCUCCCCGAGCUAAUGCAGGCGCUGACGGGGUGGGCUCUGCCCUCCCCUCCCACCGCCGCAGUGCCUGGCACACACCCCGCUUUCUCCCUGCCGGAGGGAUAUAUAAUACAAGGGAAAAAGAUACUGGAGAGAGAGAAAAGGCAGGGAAGGGAACGGGAGGGGAAAAAAGCAGGGAAAAAAAAUCCUGCUGACAUCAUCUGGGAUGACGGGGCUGAUCCGGCCGCCGGCCCCCCCGCCCGAGCCCCACUAAUGCUCCGCUCCUGCCGGCGCAGCCGCCUUCGUCCAGCCCGAGCCAAAGGUGGCUGAGCUGGGUGGGCAGGCGGCCGCCCGGGCCGGCCCCCCGGGCUCUGGCAUCGCCAUGCCCGGAGACUCGGUGAAACCCCAAGGGCUGGGGGGAUUGGAGAAGGAAAACGGAAUGCCGGAGGGAUCGGAGGCAGCCCCCCCGCCGGCCCCAGGCCCUCCACCGAUGCCCACCAAGGAGGAGGCUCGCCCGCAGCCCGAGGGCGCCAGCUGCGACCCCGGCCCCCCCGCUGCUGCCCCCCCGGGCGAGUCCUGCCGGCCCCCCCUGCCCGCAGACCCCCUGGACACCCGCAUCGUCAUGGGGGAGGAGACGCGCUCCGCCACCGACCCCGAGCUCCGGGGGGGGCCCCCCCUGCCUGCUGUGCCUUGCCCCUUCCCUGCGCCCACCAAAGAUCCCCCCCAGCGCCAAGCGGCUGAGCCCCCCUCCGGGAGAACCCCCCCUGCUGCCGCCAUGGACCCCGACCUCUUCUUCACGGCCCCCUCCACCCCAAUCCGGGUCGGGGGGUCCCGGCUGCUGCCGCCUCCCCCCGAGGAGCAGACGGACGGGGAGAGCGAGGGGCUCUGCUCCCCCCCGACAUCCCCCUCCGGGUCCUAUAUGACGGCCGAGGGGGGCAGCUGGGGGUCCUCCGGCACGGCCAGCACCUCCCCGUCCUGCUCCCCCAACCUGGUGGCCGAGGCCGAAGCGCUGGCGGUGGCUGAAGCGGAGGCUGAAGGCAUGGUGGAGGUGGAGGCUUUGUGCCCCUGCCUGGAGCAUCCCCCUGCCUUCACCCCGCCGUCUCCCGAGGAGGAGGAUGAGGAGGAGGAAGAUGGACUUUUCGCCCUUCCUGGGGCUGAUGAUGGUGAUGGGCAGACCCUGGAGGACGAGGAGGAGGAGGAGGAGGAUGAGGAGUGGGACAUGGGGGGUGAGGGGCUGCCCGGUGCGGGCUUGAUCCCGGCGGCACUGCUGCCCUUCCGCGGCAGCCUGCUCUUCCAGGCUGAGGCGGUGGAGAUCACCCCGCUGCCUGCCGGCACAGCGCUGCUGCCCCUGCCCCUGCCCGGCGAGGAGGAUGAGGAUGAUGAGGAGGAAGAAGAGGAGGAGGAGGAGGAAGGUGGCAGCACCUCGGCCUCCUUCCUGCGCUCGCUGUCAGAGACCUCCAUCACCGAAGGGGUGGAUGAGUCCUUCGCCUUCCGUGAUGACACCUCCGCCUCCUCCGACUCGGCUGCUUACGACGGCGAGGAGGACGAGCGGCUCUAUGGCACCGAGCGCCACGCCAUGGGGAACGAGGGGGCUCCCCCUGGCACCGCCACCGCGCCCCCGGGCACCGGUCCUGCUGGGGAGGGCGGCAUCGAGCUCCACCUUCACGCUGGGGUGGCCCCUGAUGGCAGUGGGUCACUGGAGGGGUCCCCGCAGCACAGCAGAGGGGAGGAACCGGCGAGUGCGGAGGAUGCCAUCAGGGAGGACAUUCGUACCACAGACCCAGGGAUGCAGGAGCAGGAGGGCAGCGAGACCCCCCCAGCACCCUGUGGGGAAGGCAGCGUGCAGCAGGAUGGUGAGACCUUCCUCAUGUCUUCCUCUUCCUCCCCGGAGCUGCAGGAAGCAUUAACCCUGGAGCACAAUGUCCCAUGGGAGCCAAACCCCGUUCCCAGGGAGUGUCCCCCACCAGAACCCCCUCAGCUCCCAGAGGAGCCAGUGGUGAUGCCGGGUGCUGAGGAGGAGCCAGUGGCAAAGGAUGAUUCCGUUAUGGCAGCACUGGGAGAGGGGCCCAGUAUGGAGCCAGCGGAGAGCAGCAGCGCCCUGCAGCCCCCGAGCCUCUGCUCCAGGGACCCCCAAACUGAGGGGGUGCAGCAGGAUGAUGUGGCACCGGCUAACGGGGAGCCCCAGGGUGGCCCUGGCAGUGAUGAUGAUGAAGAUGAUGGUGAUGAUGUUGGUGUUGGUGACAGUGACCAUGAGCUUGGCACUGUGAGAGUGGACAGCACUGAGCUGGCAGCCCCUGAUGGCCAUGAUGAGCUGGACACUCUGGCCACCAACCUGGUGACAUCCAGCCCUCCAGAUGAGCCAGACACCGUGGCCACCAACCUGGUACCACUUGUGACACCCGGCCUGCCAGCUGAGCCAGACACUGUGGCCACCAACCUGGUGCCACAGGUGACACCCAGCCUGCCAGAUGAGCCAGACACCAUGGCCACCAACCUAGUGCCACCGGUGACACGCAGCCCAUCGGAUGAGCCGGACACUGUGGCUACCAACCUGGUGCCACUGGUGACACCCAGCCCGUCGGAUGAACCAGAACCCAUGGCUACCAACCUGGUGCCACCAGUGACACCCAGCCCAUCGGAUGAACCAGACACUGUGGCUACCAACCUGGUGCCACUGGUGACACCCAGCCCAUCGGAUGAGCCAGACGCUGUGGCUACCAACCUGGUGCCACUGGUGAUACCCAGCCCAUUGGAUGAGCCAGAAACCAUGGCCACCAACCUGGUACCACUGGUGACAGCCAGCCCAUUGGAUGAGCAGGACACUGUGGCCACCAACCUGGUACCACUGGUGACAGCCAGCCCAUCGGAUGAGCCAGACACUGUGGCUACCAACCUGGUACCACUGGUGACACCCAGCCCAUUGGAUGAGCAGGACACUGUGGCCACCAACCUGGUACCACUGGUGACACCCAGCCCAUUGGAUGAGCCAGAGACCAUGGCCACUGAUCUGAUGCCAUUGGUGACACCCAGCCCAGUGCCACCAGUGACACCCAGCCCACUGGAUGAGCCAGAGCCCAUGGCCACUGACCUAGUGCCGUUGGUGACACCCAACCUACCAGAUGAGCCGGACACUGUAGCUACCAACCUGGUGCCGCUGGUGACGCCCAUCCCACUGGAUGAGCCGGACACUAUGGCCACCAACCUGGUGUCAUUGGUGACACCCAGCCUGAUGGAUGAGCCGGACACUGCAGCCACUGACAUGGCACCAUUGGUGACACCGAUCCCACUGGAUGAACCGGACACCACGGCCACCAACCCUGACCUGGUGCCACCAGUGAUGCCCAGUGUCCUGGCACCUUCCUCCCCAUCACAGGACACGUCCCCCUGCGAUGCCAGCGAGGAUCUGGUGGAUGUGGCAGCCUCAGCCAGCGCAUCCCUGGAGCCACCAGUGACCGCGUGUCCCACGGCACAGGAGACAACGGCGCAUCCCGCCGGGGACCAGGAUGCUCCCACUGCUUCCCCCGAGGAUUCCCCCCCGGAGCCGCUGGACACCUCCUGCUCCUGCACCGACUCCAGCCCCUUCGCAGCUCCUGAGGACCACGCAGGAGAAGCAGCCGCCCCCCCCCGACCCCCGUCUCCCAAGGAGGAUGCAGAGGAUGCCGCUGCCCGCCUCUGCCUGCCCGCCUCGCCCCCCGCCGCCCCCCCGUUGCUCUUCACCGCUUCGGAGCGGGAGGUGUACGUGGGGGCCCCCCUCGAACUGCUCCAAACACCCGGUGCCUUCUCGGAGAGCGGGGCGGGCUGGCAGUGCCGGGAGGACCGGCAGCGGGUCACUGCCAUGCUGCAGGGCUCUUUUGGGGAUCUGCCGGCCCCCCGCCUCCCCCCCAGGCCCGCGGAGCCCCCCGAGGCAUCCGCAGAGCCCCUGGAGGGUCCCCCCAGUGAUGGGGCAACAGAGGAGCCCGGGACCCCUCUGCUUGCUGAUGCCCCCCCGGGCCAGACUGCUGGGGAAACCGAUGCCAAAGUCCUGGGGGAGAGCAGCCCCCCGAGCCCCCCCAGUGAGCCCCCGGCACCCCCCGGGCAGCAGGAGGAAGAGGAGAUGGUGGGGACCCCAUCCAGCCCCCAGCCCGCUCUGGGUGCUAGCGAAGGGGGGGAUGCUCAGCCGGCGCCCUCCCCGGAGCCAGCCAGGGAUGCAGCCCCCCAACCCUGCCCCGAGCCCCCCAGCGCACCGCCAGCCCCCUGCCCUCCGCUCCCCAAACUCAGCCAAGUGCCUCCUCUCGCCGCUGCCCCAUCGCCACCAUCGCCACGUCCCGGCCCCCAGGACACCUCAUCAGGGCUCCCCGCCGGCGAGGAGCGCCCGUCUGUCCUGCUGCCCACCAGGAAGCACCUCGAGGCCCCCCAGCCCUCCCCGCGCAAGGAGAAGGAGGCCCGAGGCCGGCAGGCAGGGCCGGGCAGCCGGGUCCCCCCCCGCGGGUCGCUGCAGUCGGAGUCGAGCUCCUCCAGCGAGGCGGAGGCUCCGUACCCGUGCCCCGAGAUCCAGCGCCUGCGGGAAGCCGCCGGCAUCGCCCUGCGCCAGGACAAGCAGCCCCCGGCGCCCCGCCGCUGCGAGGCCAACCACAAAGGGUCCUGUAAUGAGUCGGAGAGCAACGAUGAGUCCAUCCCGGAGCUGGAGGAGGCUGAGGGCUCGGAGCCGCAGCCAGCACAGACACAGGCGCAGCUCACCCACUCGCUGGGCACCGGGGAGGAGACGGUCAGCAAGGCAAAGCAGAGCCGGAGCGAGAAGAAGGCCAGGAAGGCCAUGUCCAAGCUGGGGCUGCGGCAGAUCCACGGCGUCACCCGCAUCACCAUCCGCAAGUCCAAGAACAUCCUCUUCGUCAUCACCAAACCCGAUGUCUUCAAGAGCCCCGCCUCCGACAUCUACAUUGUCUUUGGGGAAGCCAAGAUCGAGGACCUGUCGCAGCAAGUGCACAAGGCGGCGGCAGAGAAGUUCAAGGUGCCGAUGGAGCACUCGCCAUUGAUCACGGAGACGGCCCCGACCCUCACCAUCAAGGAGGAGAGCGAGGAGGAGGAGGAGGUGGAUGAGACGGGACUGGAGGUGAGGGACAUCGAGCUGGUGAUGGCCCAGGCCAAUGUCUCGCGCCCCAAAGCCGUGCGGGCGCUUCGGCACAACAACAAUGACAUUGUCAACGCCAUCAUGGAGCUGACCAUGUAGCGGCCGGUGCUGUCCCGGCCCCCCUGUAUAGAUGCACAGUUACUACCCCCCUUCUGCCAUCCUUCCUCUAUACACCCCCAUACUUCUCCUCUGCGUCUGUAUCGCUCAAUAAACGGCCUCAUGUAUCACUUGGAUCGCA
Messenger RNA from Neopsephotus bourkii (Bourke's parrot), 5330 nucleotides. RefSeq names its product NAC alpha domain containing (gene NACAD). NCBI's taxonomy places the organism in Eukaryota, Metazoa, Chordata, Aves, Psittaciformes, Psittacidae. Gene Ontology annotation, biological process: protein targeting to membrane. Bases 368 to 5191 code for a protein of 1607 amino acids. The transcript is spliced from 10 exons. The record is from RefSeq and is a predicted model, not a curated record. Gene Ontology annotation, cellular component: nascent polypeptide-associated complex; cytoplasm.